AUGGCUGAACGUAAAUAUGAUAUGUUACUAUUCAAGAAUGAUCCAGAUAAGAAAAAAUUACAGCAAACAUGGUACAAGGAAAGAUUGAGAACAAAGUAUAUUACCGAUAUUAAAAAAGAACGUUCAGUAGUCUUAAAUGCAAAGUCUUGGACAUUUGUUAAGCAUGGUGUAGACGAUUUCAGAACAGGAAUGCCUUCAGUUGAAAGUACUGAAUGCGUAACCAAGGGUAUUAAGGGAGUUUACUCUCCUAACAUAUAUAAAAGCGGAGAAGAAGAGAAACCCCAACCCAAGAAAUCUUACCGUAAAAAAUUAAAUAAAAUAGAUGUUGCCUAUUCCAGAUCGUUGCCCGGGCAUAAACAUAGAAAAGAUUUUGUCGAUGAUUACGAAUAUGACCUUACGCAACAUCCAUUAGCAUUAUAUCCUCACUUGGAAGAAUGCAUGCCGCCUGAUGUUUUCGAAGACGUUGUCGACGUAUUAGAUCCUGAACUUAAUAUAGAAGCAGAGGCUGAAGAUGAGUAUGAUGACAGUGACUCUAAUUAUUUGAGCCCAUCCGAAAGCAAAAUAGAAAUCGGAGAUAAAAAUAUUGAAACCCUUCAGAUUCCUGUCAUCACUAAAGAGCAAUCCUCAAAUCAGAAUGAUGCUAUAUUAGACGAUAGAGAUAAACUAGAAGACAACAAGACUGUUAAACGCCAAACAUAUCGAUGGAUUAGCAAAAAAGAGGACGUCAAUGUCACUGAAGAUGAUAAUAAUAAUCGAACUACCUUAAUUGAUUUACCCGAAGAAGGACAGGAAGCCAAAAUUAAACAUGUUACUCGUGAUUUUUGCGGUUGGGUGUCAUCACUGGGAGGUGAAAGCAAUAAUAUCGAAGAAGCAACUAUAUUCAGUUUAUUUGCGAGUGGUUACGAAACGAAGCCUGCACUUUCAGUUCCAAUCCAUGUGGUUGAGUUAACUAAUGUCCCACCUGAAUUAAGAUCGUCAGCUAAUGUAGCAAAUAUAACCAAUGAAACUAGAGGAGCUUUAAUUCGCACACCUCCUAAGCGAACAAAAUCAAAUUCUGCUAAUAAAUACUUUGGUGCCUGGUAUUUACCGACUAAAUUAUGGAAAUCUAGAAGGAAAGGAGAGGUACUAGAAGAUCCUCAGAGGAUAAAAGCUAAAGCAACAUCUGAAACUAAAGGAAAAAGUAGAGAAUUGGAUAAUGAAUUAGCAGUUAUGCACGGUGCUAAAGCAUUUCGAGAGUUUAUUGACAAGAAAAGCACAAGACUUCCGGAAUUUUUAGAUAGCGUUGUGGUUCAUAAAGAACCUUAUGAUCGAGAUAAUACGCUAAGUAAGCUAGGUGGAGAGAUCUCAAGGACUGUCUCUGCACAUCCUAAUGAAGAUAAACAGUAA
Trichoplax adhaerens is the source of this 1386-nucleotide messenger RNA. RefSeq lists its product as uncharacterized. Bases 1 to 1386 code for a protein of 461 amino acids. The transcript has 15 exons. The record is from RefSeq and is a predicted model, not a curated record. NCBI's taxonomy places the organism in Eukaryota, Metazoa, Placozoa, Uniplacotomia, Trichoplacea, Trichoplacidae.